Messenger RNA from Cynara cardunculus var. scolymus (artichoke), 1919 nucleotides. RefSeq names its product F-box protein SKIP23-like. The coding region runs from base 292 to 1494 and encodes 400 amino acids. The record is from RefSeq and is a predicted model, not a curated record. NCBI's taxonomy places the organism in Eukaryota, Viridiplantae, Streptophyta, Magnoliopsida, Asterales, Asteraceae. The transcript is spliced from 2 exons.
UUCUUGUUCAUAGUCUCUUGGUUUUCUUCCUUUCGUCCUGCAAAUCUCCAAUUUUUCUUAUUGAUUUUUGCAGCCAUGAUCGAUUCUUCGCGUUCGUGACGGUCUGCACACUUUUCAUCUACGUCUCCUUGGAGAAUUGCAUAUCAACCGAUUGGUUUUAUCUUCAAUUCAUCGCUAAAGUCGCAGAUAAUCGAAAGGCGGUGUUGGAAUCUGAUUUUGAUCGAUUUCCCCCUUUUUUUGGGGGGAAAAGGAUGAAACCCUUGAAAGAUAAGGAAUUUUAGGUAGAGAAAAAUGUCGACGACGGUGGAUUGGUCGGAGUUACAACCGGAACUGAUCGAAGCAAUCGGGAAGAAACUCAGAGUUCAUAAGGAUUACGUACGGUUCAGAGCUGUUUGUUCGAAUUGGCGAAGAUCAACCACUAAAACCCCAAAACAUCUUCCAUGUCAACUCCCAUGGCUGAUGCUUCCUCAAAGCAGCAAUCAGAAUCGUCAAUCGCAUCUCCGAUCGUUUUUCAGCCUUUCCGAUAACAAGAUCCACCGCCUCAGUCUUCCAGAAGCUUCUAACAUCCGUCGCCGAUGUGGAUCUUCUCAUGGUUGGCUUGUAAUCCUCGAAGAAACCCCAGCGGUUUUUCUUAUAAAUCCAUUAACAAGGGUAAAACACCACCUACCACCAUUAUCUUCGUUUCCUAAUGUCACAAAGUUCAAUUUCUUUGAUGUUGGAAGAGAAUACACACUCAAAACUUCAGAUGGUGAUGUUUAUACCUGCAAUUUGAAAGAAAUGCGUGAUUCUUUCAUCAAGAAGGUUGUUUUUUCUUCCAGUCCUUCUGAUGAAGAUUCAGAUUACUUUGCUCUUGCGAUUCUGAAUCAAACAGGUGAUCUUGCUUACUGUAAAAAGGGUGAUAGUUUAUGGAAAUUUAUAGAUAAUGCUCAAUCUUACUGUGAAGAUGUAGUCUAUCAUAAGGGUUGUUUUUAUGCUGUGAGUAAAUAUGGAACCAUUGCAGUUUGUGACAUUUCUGGACCUUUGCCCGACGUUUCUUUCAUCCCCACACCACCACAAGUUGGUGGAGAUAUGCAGUAUUUGGUUAGUUUAGAGGAUGAAUUGUUGUUAGUCACACGAUAUUUGGAGUUGGGAUUCGAUGUUGAUCAGCAUCAACUUGACAUCUUUUACAAAACGACUGAAUUUCGAGUUUGUAAACUGGUUUUGAAUGGACCAAUAUGGGAGAUUGUUAGUAAAUUGGACGAAUGGGCUUUGUUUGUUGGCGAGAACUCUUCGAUGGCAUUUCGUGCUUCUGAUUUUCAAGGUUGUAAAGGGAAUCGGAUUUAUUUUACAGAUGAUUAUUCGGAGUGGAAUUAUGAUGGUGCUAAUGGGGAUCAUGAUUUGGGUGUUUAUGAUUUGGAAGAUGGUAGCGUUGUUGCUUUGCCGUGUUAUCCACGAAAGUUCUACAAUGGACGAAGAUGGCCACCUCCCAUUUGGAUCACUCCAAGUUUGCAUUAAUAUGAGUUAUUGAGGACAGCUUUGGAUCAUGAUAAAGAGGGCAUGAUUUCCAUUUGGGCAAACUCAGAAAUCUGCAAGUGACAUCAAAUAAUCGGAAACAACAUAUCUUCAAAGGUAAUAUGUUCGGUUUUUGGGUAGAUUGGUGGCUUUGUGUUCUGUAUGAUAUUGAACGAGUAGAUACACUGAGACCACGUAACUUACCAUCAAACUCGUAAUCUUUUUCUUUACGAGUAAUAGAGUAUGCGUCGUUUUACACGUUUUUUCUAGAAAAAGAGAUGAUGGUAGCUUUGAUGGUAUAUUUGGUUGUAGCUAUAGAUUUGAGAGUAUGUAAAUAUAUAACUAGUGUUCUUGAUGGAGUUUGUUUUAGGAACAUGUUAAAGUAAAAGAGUACAUCUUUUCUUUAUAAAAUUUAAGCUUUAUAAGCU